This is a messenger RNA of Chelonia mydas (Green sea turtle), 582 nucleotides long. Its product is annotated as cornifelin homolog B. The coding region runs from base 167 to 511 and encodes 114 amino acids. The transcript has 5 exons. Gene Ontology annotation, cellular component: cornified envelope. The record is from RefSeq and is a predicted model, not a curated record. Lineage: Eukaryota; Metazoa; Chordata; Testudines; Cheloniidae.
AAUCCAUAGAAAUGCCAGAUAAAGGAAACGAGGGGCAGUUUCAGGAAGUUAGCUAACUUGUGAUUUAAGACAAAGCCCCUGUACUGUACACUUUGAAUACAUUUGCCCUUUCGGUUCUCUAGCAAGUGAGAAGACAGCUUUGAGAGGCUGCAUUGAGCACUAGACAAUGUCCCAGACCGUGAUCAUCCAGCAACCUGGCUCCGUGGGAUCUGCUGUCAUGUCCCCAACGGGUGACUGGAGCACCGGGAGGUACGAAUGUUGUGCAGACUGUGCAACAUGCUGUUUAGGUACGUUUUGCCCAGCACUUCUGGCAUGUUUUGUGGCAAACAAGUAUGGAGAGAACUGCUGCCUUGGCAUCACUUUUGGAGGCAUGACGGCGCUGCGAACUCACAUGCGUCUCUCUUACGGCAUCCAGGGAACCAUCUGCAGGGACGUACUGGCGAUGUGCUUUUGUGGCCCUUGUGAGGUAUGCAGAAUGGCUCGUGAAAUGAACAUCCGCUCUCCACACUAAAGGCCCGGCCCGAGCGGCGGACCCGGCGGGGGCGGGGCGGGGCGGGGGGGCCAAUAAAGCUGUUACCGACC